This is a messenger RNA of Vespula vulgaris, 7471 nucleotides long. Its product is annotated as serine-rich adhesin for platelets-like. Gene Ontology annotation, molecular function: chitin binding. The record is from RefSeq and is a predicted model, not a curated record. NCBI's taxonomy places the organism in Eukaryota, Metazoa, Arthropoda, Insecta, Hymenoptera, Vespidae. The transcript is spliced from 11 exons. Bases 136 to 7065 code for a protein of 2309 amino acids. Gene Ontology annotation, cellular component: extracellular region.
AUCGCACAAUACAACUAGAGUAUCAUUCUAUUGAAGAAGAGCAAAGAAUAACGAUCGAACAUAUCCACUUUCGGUGAAUGCUUUCAUUUCGUCUUUUCGUUCUCGCCCAUUAUAGAGGCAAAACAAAUUAUUACAAUGUGGAGGAUCAUCUGCCUUAUAACUACUUUUUUAACGUUCGGAUACGGUUUUUCUGAUCCAUCUGACAAUACGUCUGAAGCUUUUCCACUGGAAUACGAACUUGAAAUACAAGAUAGUUACACCUUCCAUUUGUUCAAAUGCGAGGAAGUGGGUAACUUUCCUCAUCCUCUCAAUUGCAAAUUGUUUUAUGAGUGUAGUUUAUACAAGCAUGGACGUUACCGUCGUUUCCUUCGUAAAUGCAAGAUAGGAUUUGUCUUUUCGACAAAUUUAGGCAAAUGUACUUAUCCUCAAGAAAGUGGGAGACCAGAAUGCAGUGGUAAAGGAAUCUUAACGACACCAUCACGGCCUACAAAACAUCCUUCAUCUAAAAUAACUAAAGUGCCCACGCAUCGAACUACUACACGCAAAAAUAAAACGCAUUUAAAAACUACUAUCUUACCGACUUUGCCACCGAAAAUAGAGUGCCUUGCGGAAGGUUUCAUGGCACAUCCUACGGAUUGUGCGAAAUAUUACGUAUGUAUUUCGCGAAUCAAUAAUACAUUUCAAGUCUUUGAAAUGAAAUGUAAACUUGGGACAAUAUGGGAUCGAGAAAAGGAAAUUUGCAGCCAUCGUUGGAAAGUACGAAACCCUCGUUGUGGCCCAUAUAUUACAGAUGAACCAACUACUAGAAGUACUGAGGAUGUUACCAAGGCUACACAGCAUUCUACACAUAAGCUAAUAACUGAAAUUCUUACGUCUACAUCGAUUCAACAAACAACAGGUUUAACUACUGGAACUGUUACUCAAACAUCAGCGCAUUCUGUAAGUACAGAAGCUACUGUAACAAUUCCACCUUCAUCGACUGAUGCAAGAACUGAUAAAAGUACUGAACCUGUUACUCAGACCACAGAAUUAACACCUAAAUCAAUGACUGAGACAAUUACACAUUCAUCAGUUAAACCAUCGACAAUCCUACCAACCAGUCCGAGUACUAAAGUCAUUACAGAAACUAGAUCGCCUUCAUCGGCUGAAUCCUCCACAGACCUAUUAGUUGGGACAAGUACUGAAUCUCUAACAGAGACUGCAGAUGUGUCAACAAGUACACCAGUAACUCAAAAAGGUUCUUCAUCGUCAGAGAAAUCAUCGACAGAUCGAGCGUCUAGCACAAAAAUUGAUCCUUCAUCGGUAGAACCAUCGACAAAAUCAUUGACAAGUACAAGUACUCCAGUUGGCACGCUAACGGCAAAGUCUUCUACACUUACAACAGUAACAGAAGCUGUAACGUCUUCAUCCAUUAAGCCAGCAACAGAUCUACUAGUUGGAACAAGUACUGAAAGUGUUACCGGAACUUCUGGGCUUUCAACGAGUACACAAGAAAAUGAGACAGUUCGUCCAUCUUCGGUUGAGCCAUCCACAGAUCUUUUGACGAGUACAAGUACUCCAGCAGGCACUGUAACAGUUGAGCAUUCUACACUUCCACCAGUAACACAAACAGUAACGUCUUCAUCCGAUAAAUCGUCUACAGAUCUACUAGUUGGAACAACUACUGAAAGUGUUAGCAAAACUUCCGGACUUUCGACGAGUACAUCAGAAAAUGAGACAGUUCGACCUUCUUCAAUUGAGCCAUCUACAGACCUAUUGACAAGUACAAAUGUACCACCUAGUACCGUUACGGCAGAGCAUACUACAAGGACAUCGGAAAAAGAAACAACAGAACAUACAACUGUUGACCCAUCCACUAAAAUAAUAGUUGUUACAAGUACCAUUAUUGUCACUGAAAAUCCACAGCAUCCGACGAAUACAACAGAGAAUGAGACAGUUUCUCCUUCGUCGGUUGAGCCAUCCACUGAUCUUUUGACGAGUACCAGUACUCCAAGAGGCUCUGUAACAGUUGAACAUUCUACACUUCCACCAGUAACACAAACAGUAACGUCCUCAUCCGUUAAAUCGUCUACAGACCUACCAGUUGGACCAACUACUGAAACCAUUACUGAAACUACUGGACUUUCGUCGAGUACACCAGAAAGUGAGACCGUUCGACCUUCUUCACGUGAGCCAUCCACCGAACUCUCGACGAGUACCAAUACUCCAAGAGGCACUGUAACAGUUGAGCAUUCUACACUUCCACCAGUAACACAAACAGUAACAUCUUCAUCGGCUGCAACAAGUACAGACCUAACAGUUGGACCAACUACUGAAACCAUUACUAAAACUACUGGACUUUCGUCGAGUACACCAGAAAGUGAGACCGUUCGACCUUCUUCACGUGAGCCAUCCACCGAACUCUCGACGAGUACCAAUACUCCAAGAGGCACUGUAACAGUUGAACAUUCUACACUUCCACAAGUAACACAAACAGCAACGUCUUCAUCCGUUAAAUCGUCUACAGACUUACUAGUUGGAACAACUACUGAAAGUGUCACCGGAACUACUGGGCUUUCGUCAAGUACAUCAGAAAAAGAAACUGUUCGUUCUUCUUCGGUUGAGCCAUCCACUGAUCUUUUAACGAGUACCAGUACUCCAAGAGGCUCUGUAACAGUUGAACAUUCUACACUUCCACCAGUAACACAAACAGUAACGUCCUCAUCCGUUAAAUCGUCUACAGACCUACCAGUUGGACCAACUACUGAAACCAUUACUGAAACUACUGGACUUUCGUCGAGUACUCCAGAAAGUGAGACCGUUCGACCUUCUUCACGUGAGCCAUCCACCGAACUCUCGACGAGUACCAAUACUCCAAGAGGCACUGUAACAGUUGAGCAUUCUACACUUCCACCAGUAACACAAACAGUAACAUCUUCAUCCGUUAAAUCGUCUACAGACUUACUAGUUGGAACAACUACUGAAAGUGUUACCGGAACUACUGGGCUUUCAUCAAGUACAUCAGAAAAAGAAACUGUUCGUCCUUCUUCGGUUGAGCCAUCCACUGAUCUUUUGACGAGUACAAGUACUCCAAGAGGCACUGUAACAGUUGAACAUUCUACACUUCCACCAGUAACACAAACAGUAACGUCCUCAUCCGUUAAAUCGUCUACAGACCUACCAGUUGGACCAACUACUGAAACCAUUACUGAAACUACUGGACUUUCGUCGAGUACUCCAGAAAGUGAGACCGUUCGACCUUCUUCACGUGAGCCAUCCACCGAACUCUCGACGAGUACCAAUACUCCAAGAGGCACUGUAACAGUUGAGCAUUCUACACUUCCACCAGUAACACAAACAGUAACAUCUUCAUCCGUUAAAUCGUCUACAGACUUACUAGUUGGAACAACUACUGAAAGUGUUACCGGAACUACUGGGCUUUCAUCAAGUACAUCAGAAAAAGAAACUGUUCGUCCUUCUUCGGUUGAGCCAUCCACUGAUCUUUUGACGAGUACAAGUACUCCAAGAGGCACUGUAACAGUUGAACAUUCUACACUUCCACAAGUAACACAAACAGUAACAUCUUCAUCGGCUGCAACAAGUACAGACCUAACAGUUGGACCAACUACUGAAACCAUUACUGAAACUACUGGACUUUCGUCGAGUACACCAGAAAGUGAGACCGUUCGACCUUCUUCACGUGAGCCAUCCACCGAACUCUCGACGAGUACCAAUACUCCAAGAGGCACUGUAACAGUUGAGCAUUCUACACUUCCACCAGUAACACAAACAGCAACGUCUUCAUCCGUUAAAUCGUCUACAGACUUACUAGUUGGAACAACUACUGAAAGUGUUACCGGAACUACUGGGCUUUCAUCAAGUACAUCAGAAAAAGAAACUGUUCGUCCUUCUUCGGUUGAGCCAUCCACCAAUCUAUUGACUAGUACAAGUACUCCAAGAGGCCCUGUAACAGUUGAGCAUUCUACACUUCCACCAGUAACACAAACAGCAACGUCUUCAUCCGUUAAAUCGUCUACAGACCUACUAGUUGGAACAACUACUGAAAGUGAUACCGGCACUUCAGUGCUUCCGACGAGUACAACAGAAAAUGAGACAGUUCGUUCUUCUUCAAUUGAGCCAUCUACAGACCUGUUGACAAGUACAAAUGUACCACCUAGUACGGUUACGGCAGAGCAUACCACAAGGACAUCGGAAAGAGAAACAACAGAACAUUCAACUGUUGAUCCAUCCACUGAAAUAAUAGUUGUUACAAGUACCAUAAUUGUCACUGAAAAUCCACAGCGUCCGACGAAUACAGCACGGAAUGAGACAGUUUCUCCUUCGUCGGUUGAGCCAUCCACCGAUCUAUUGACGAGUACGAAUACUCCAACAGGCACUGUAACAGUUGAGCAUUCUACGCUUCCACCAGUAACAGAAACAGCAACGUCUUCUUCCUUUAAAUCGUCUACAGACCUAACAGUUGGACCAACUACUGAAAGUGUUACCGGAACUACUGGGCUUUCGUCAAGUACAUCAGAAAAAGAAACUGUUCGUCCUUCUUCGGUUGAGCCAUCCACCAAUCUAUUGACUAGUACAAGUACUUCUGCAGGCACUGUAACAGUUGAACAUUCUACACUUCCCCCAGUAACACAAACAGCAACGUCUUCAUCCUUGAAACCGGCUACAGAUCUACUAGUUGGAACAACUACUGAAAGUGUUACUGAGACUUCUGGUCUUUCAAGGAGUACACCAGAAAAUGAGACCGUUCGACCUUCUUCUCUUGAGCCAUCCACCGAACUCUUGACGAGUACCAGUACUCCAAGAGACACUGUAACAGUUGAGCAUUCUACACUUCCACCAGUAACACAAACAGUAACGUCUUCAUCGGCUGCAACAAGUACAGACCUAACAGUUGGACCAACUACUGAAAGUGUUACCGGAACUACUGGGCUUUCGUCAAGUACAUCAGAAAAAGAAACUGUUCGUCCUUCUUCGGUUGAGCCAUCCACCAAUCUAUUGACUAGUACAAGUACUUCUGCAGGCACUGUAACAGUUGAACAUUCUACACUUCCCCCAGUAACACAAACAGCAACGUCUUCAUCCUUGAAACCGGCUACAGAUCUACUAGUUGGAACAACUACUGAAAGUGUUACUGAGACUUCUGGUCUUUCAAGGAGUACACCAGAAAAUGAGACCGUUCGACCUUCUUCUCUUGAGCCAUCCACCGAACUCUUGACGAGUACCAGUACUCCAAGAGACACUGUAACAGUUGAGCAUUCUACACUUCCACCAGUAACACAAACAGUAACGUCUUCAUCGGCUGCAACAAGUACAGACCUAACAGUUGGACCAACUACUGAAAGUGUUACCGGAACUACUGGGCUUUCGUCAAGUACAUCAGAAAAAGAAACUGUUCGUCCUUCUUCGGUUGAGCCAUCCACCAAUCUAUUGACUAGUACAAGUACUUCUGCAGGCACUGUAACAGUUGAACAUUCUACACUUCCCUCAGUAACACAAACAGCAACGUCUUCAUCCUUGAAACCGGCUACAGAUCUACUAGUUGGAACAACUACUGAAAGUGUUACUGAGACUUCUGGUCUUUCAAGGAGUACACCAGAAAAUGAGACCGUUCGACCUUCUUCUCUUGAGCCAUCCACCGAACUCUUGACGAGUACCAGUACUCCAAGAGACACUGUAACAGUUGAGCAUUCUACACUUCCACCAGUAACACAAACAGUAACGUCUUUAUCGGCUGCAACAAGUACAGACCUAACAGUUGGACCAACUACUGAAAGUGUUACCGGAACUACUGGGCUUUCGUCAAGUACAUCAGAAAAAGAAACUGUUCGUCCUUCUUCGGUUGAGCCAUCCACCGAUCUAUUGACUAGUACAAGUACUUCUACAAGCACUGUAACAUUUGAACAUUCUACAUUUACACCAGUAACACAAACUGUAACGUCUUCGUUAGAAACAUCGACAUAUCUAUCAACAGCUUCUAAUACAAACCCUCUUACUGAAACUGCUGAGCCGUCAACACAUUCACCAGUAACUGAUACUCGUUCGUCUUCCUCCAUUAAUUCAUCUACGGCUCCUUCUAGAAGUACUACUUCUGAGAGUGUUCCCGAAACGACAGAUCUUUCUACACAUAUAUCUUUAACCGAAUCUGUCUUUACUACAUCUCCUGAAUCUUCAACAAACUUAAUAUCUGUUUCAACUGCUGGAACCAUAUCUUCUACUAUAGAAUCUUCAACUAAUGUUAACUCCGUGAAACUGUCGUCUACUUCAGAAUCUCCUAUGGAUAAAACAGUAUGCACAACCCUUGGUUUCUUCCCGAAUCCCAAUGAUUGCUCUAAGUUCUUCAGAUGUGUCCAAGUUGACGAUGUAUUUACUAGAAUCGAUUUCGUUUGUCCCGAUGAAACUGUUUGGGAUCAAGAAUUGUUACGUUGCAAUUCUGUGUCUGUAUCACAUUCUAAUUGUAAGAAUAGUCCACCAGAUAUAGAUGAUGAACCUGAUAUGUCAGGGGACGAUAACAUGUGUCCUAUUGGAAAAUUAUCUGGUGAUCAAAUAGCACUUGUUUGUCCUACAGGAUUUCGAAAACAUCCUAAAUAUUGUAAUAUUUUCUACCAGUGCACAUCUGAGAGUAAUUUGGAUAUUAAUAUUGCCUUGUUUGCAUGUCCCGAAGGUACGAUUUACAAUCAUAAUGAAAUGCAAUGUGUUUUCGCAAGUACGGCUAAUUACCGUAUGUUUGGCUGUAAGAAUGUUCUUUUGAAUCCAAUGGCUAACUCAGUUCCUAUCUUGACCGUUCCAUCUACACAGCUUUGUCCAUCCGAAGGCUCGUUCUCAUAUCAUCCAGGUUGUUCAAAUGCAUACUUCAAAUGCAAACGCAAUCGAAAAGGCUUACUACAAGGCUAUCUCUAUAAAUGUCCUGUUGAUUACGUGUUCUCUCCGUUUUCAAGAAAUUGCGAACCAGCAAAAUAUUUUCCACUUUGUUUAAAUCCUACUCAGAAUUUUCAAACGAAUUCAUACUCUAGUGGUUUAUAUUUGACCCAUCAUAACAUCUUUUAUAUUGGAAAACAAUUAUCUUAGAUUUUUAUAAACUUAGAACGGCUUUGCACUCGCUAUUAUCGAGAGUAAUUUAUUUUUAUUGCCUAAAAUAAAGCAAUAAUUUUUAUAAGCUUUAAAAAAGAUUAUUAAAAGUUAUUAAGGAUGAGCGGAUAUCUAAAAUAAAGUGAUAUAAUAAAAAUGAAUUUAUAAACCGUAUGAUGAACAUAAUAAUCUUGUAUAAAUCUACUUCCUAAAUCGAUCUAAAACUAAAUCAAAGAAACAUUUUUUCUUUUCCAAAGUCAACAUUAAAAUUAGUAGAAUAUGAUUGUUUAUAUAAAGAACAACAAAAAUCAACAAGCUUUGAAUCUACUUCGGGAUUUUAACUUGUUAAUGUCAUCUCUGUUGUAAAACUUAGUAAGAAUUUAGCAAAUAAAUAGUAAUCUACUUA